AAAAGUCUACAUUAUACCGACGGUAACUGUGAGCUUAUUAGUAAUGUGUUCAAUCUUCUUUUCGCCAAGAGUUUUGUUUUAUACAUAUGAGCUAAAUUCCGGAGAAAAUUACGUAUGUCAAACGUUCAACGGCAGAUUGGGCAAUCACCUGUAUCAGUAUGCGUCUAUUUAUGGCAUAUCAAAAGUAAACAACUUGACAAUAAUUCUGGGAAGAAAUGAUGACCUUGUUAGAUACUUUGAAGUUCCAACUGCCCGGGUAUUUGUGAAUAGGGAUGUUUGUCAGACAUUUGUUGAAAAAUUCGCAAACCAUUGCUGUGUUUUUGAUGAAACUUUUAUGAACUUGCCGAAAAAUCAAAACUACAAGCUCGGUGUGUAUCUUCAAUCAUGGAAAUAUUUUCAACAUGUUUUUGAGGAAGUGCGAAACGAAUUGACAUUCAAGAAAGAAAUUAGAGUAAAAGCUAAGCAUGUAGUUAAUAAUUACAGGAAUAUUUAUAUAGCCAAAUAUAAAGAAAAUGUGACAGUUGUAGGUGUGCAUAUAAGACGAGGAGAUAUUGCUUCAGAAAGUUUCAAAUUAGGAGGUGUGGUACUUGUACCGGACUCUUAUGUAAGACAUGCUGUGGAUUAUUUUCUAGAAAAGUUUAAAAGUGUCGUAUUUAUAGUGUGUUCUGAUGAUAUUAAUCACGCUGUUGAAGUGAUGCGGUACAAAAAUGUAUCGGCAGAAUUUGUUCACCAGCAACCGAUAUAUGAUCUUGCCAUUUUGUCGCACUGUGAUCAUGUAUUAACAACCAGUGGGUCGUUUGGUUGGUGGGCGGGUUUUUUGUCACGUGGUACUGUUACGUAUUACAAAUAUCCAAUGAAAGAAGGAACAUUUGAAAGAUCUGAAUAUAAUUAUGAUGACUAUUUCCCUCCUGUCUGGAUAGGUUUAGAUUAAUUUUUUUAGAAUUUUUGUAAGCAUUCAAAUGUAUGGUUCAAGAUAAGGUGUUUGACUAGACCCUGUCCAUAUUUUCGCAUAACCAUUAAGAAAUACCUUACUCCUAGUCUCUGGAGUAUUUGGGUUUAUUUGAUAUAAAAAUAUAGAGUUUAUAAACAUCUUUCUUUAUUUGCAUUUUUUUGUUCACAAUUACUUUGUUUACAAUAUGCCACUUUUAUGAGUAAUUAUUUCAAUAUCCUAUCGCUACUUUUUCAGGUAACAAGCAUCUAACAUUUCUCUAAAGCCAUUAUUUAUACAUUGUAAAUUUUAUGUGUGUCCUUUCUAAAGACACAAACACGUAUUUGUUAUAAUAAUGUGCCUUUAAAUAAAAUUCAUUAAACUUACCCCUAUGGAGGAUAAUUGACAUAUUUUCCUAAUGUAACUGAAAUAUUUAAUUUAUAUGAAGCACUUUCUUAUUUGAGGUUCAUUGGAGAUGAAUAUUCGUUGUGUAAAAAACAAUACACAUUGUCUAUUCGAGCGGCUAAAAAAAAAAACAACAACAAACAACAA
Ruditapes philippinarum (Manila clam) is the source of this 1480-nucleotide messenger RNA. RefSeq names its product galactoside 2-alpha-L-fucosyltransferase SEC1-like. The record is from RefSeq and is a predicted model, not a curated record. Bases 44 to 931 code for a protein of 295 amino acids. The transcript has a single exon. Gene Ontology annotation, molecular function: galactoside 2-alpha-L-fucosyltransferase activity. Gene Ontology annotation, cellular component: membrane. NCBI's taxonomy places the organism in Eukaryota, Metazoa, Mollusca, Bivalvia, Venerida, Veneridae. Gene Ontology annotation, biological process: carbohydrate metabolic process.